UCAGUUCAUCUUCAAUAACUAAACAUGGUUCAACUCCAGUGGGUGGUAAUCUUUCUGACUUUUCUACUCUAUCAACGGAGUACUCAAGGACAAACUCCACCAACGGAACGUUUUCUAAGCGCACGUCCUCAACAAUUUCCUUAUCAAGUUUUCAUUGAACAACGUCAAGAUUGUAAAUGUGACCCUGCGAAAAGUUGUGGAGGUGUUAUAAUAUCGAGCCGAAGUGUGCUCACAUCAGCAAGUUGUGCUGGUGAUUAUUCAGUGGAAGCCCUCAAUCUUUACUUCGGUGCAGUGGAUAGGACAAAUGAAAAGGAAGUGGGACAACAACGUUUGACAGUGAAGCGCAGCAAUAUUUUCGUUCAUCGUGAAUAUGAUCCAUACCAACAACUCAAUGAUAUAGCUCUCAUAAGACUCCCAGUCGAAAUUCGAUUUGACGAAUUUAUUCAGGCUGCUCAGUUACCAGAUCCUGAAAGCCUUUAUGAAAAUGAAAGUUGUAUUGUCUCUGGUUGGGGCGACGGUUCAGGGUUUGCUAUUUCACCUCGCCUUCAUUACUCCAAUGUUACCGUUUUGUCCAACGAAGAACGCAAAACAGUUGCUCACCAUCAUUGGACUGGAAAAUUCUAUCCGGCGUCGUGGAUUUGCUCAAAGCCCCAUGAAUGCGGUCCACACACAGCAAUCUCAGGAGACCCGUUGGUCAGAAAGAAUGAUGAAGGGUCAAAUACUGUGAUUGGUUUAAUAUCAUUUAAUCUUUCAUCGAAGAAAAAUCCAAUUGUGAUCUCCACAAGGAUUUCAUCAUUUUUGCAGUGGAUAAAUCGAUUUGAAGAAAUCAAUCCAUAAAUUAUAAUAAACAUACGUGAAUAUUUUCAUAGUCAAA
Molecule: messenger RNA, 874 nt
Organism: Drosophila sulfurigaster albostrigata
Lineage: Eukaryota; Metazoa; Arthropoda; Insecta; Diptera; Drosophilidae
Product: chymotrypsin-C-like
Exons: 3
Coding region: 25-837 (270 amino acids)
Biological process (GO): proteolysis
Molecular function (GO): serine-type endopeptidase activity
Source: RefSeq, a predicted model, not a curated record